AUGCCCGGGCUGCACCGCGCGCCAGUAGAUCCCGGCUCGUUACCGCCGCCUGAGUACUGGAACAGCUUCGAACCACUGUAUACAAACUCCGAUCCUUCGCUUCAACAUGCACAUCCUCCACAACAGCAAUUACACCAACAGCCUCCCCCCCAACCUCAGUCGCAGUCGCAGUCUCGAUCGCAAUCCCGAUUGCAAUCGCAACCACAGCCACAGCCACAGCAGUCACAGCAGCCACAACAACCGCAACAGCAGCAACAACAACAACAAUCAUCACAUCAGCCGCUAGGAAUUAGCUGGGAUCAUCCGGUUUUCGGUCAGAACCCUCCAUCGCGGAGUCCGUUACCGACCCCUCAAGAUCAGAAUCAUGGUCUGUAUUCCUCCUCCCCGCAAUCAUGGCGCGCAGCUGCGUUACAUCCACAACCCAUCUUACCGGCAACCGCUCAUCCGAUCGGGAUGACUUCGCAAUAUCGUCAAGCACCGCAAUUCUCCUCAGCACAUCCUGCAUAUGACACGCAGCCCCUCCCGGCAUCGGACAGCGCCCACUUCCCAUCCUACACAUUUCCGCGAUCCUACUAUCCUCCUCAGAAUCUGCCAGUGCCUGAUGUCUUUCCUCAAUCUCAUAUGCAUUCGCCUCCCGCGGCGCAGCCACAGCCUCAAGCGACACAUUUCCGAUCCGACCCACACCCACACCAUGUCCCGCAGUACUCACUACCUGCAGGCUACGCUGAAAGAAAUUCACAAGUACCGAUGGAUUACAACACCGAGUUCACUCGGUCAACUCCUCCCGUAUCUAAUCAAACCAUUAACCCGCAGUUCCUCAGCUCUGCACAGCAAGCUGCUGCUAAUCAACAAGCCGCCCUUCACCCUAAUAACCUUCUCUACCUCAACCCAUCUGAAUAUGAUCGCACAGAUGAACCAAAGCUCUACACGUUUUAUCGGGAAGACUUGCAGAUGCCACCGGCAAUGGGGCAGUCCGUAGCACCUAGCCAACCGAUUGCCCCUAAACCGCAAUCUGCAUACGAGUUUGUGUUACCCCUCAAUGGCCCCAAUUUGGCUCAAUCACUGGCGGCUGCAAAGGGCGGAAAGGCCAAGAAACCGGCAACGAAGAAACAGACAACCUCUCAAUCCACCAAGACGACCGUCAAGGGAAGUAGUAAGAAGGUGGACGGGACAGCUGAGUCUUCCGAAUCAGAGACCGACAGUUCCGACUCGGAGCUUGAGAUCGAGGAUCGGGCACCCGAAGAGCCGUCUCCCCUGCCUGUGUCUCGUCCUAGUGAGCCCGAAGCUGCUGCGAAGUAUGAUGCUCUAAAGGCCGUGUGGUCUCCACGUAAUCGACGGCCCAAUGUGGACAAGGUCAAGAGUGCGCUGGUCGCAUUCAAAGACGUUGUGAAAACCGUAAGGGAUGCAUGGAAAGACAGCUCCCAAGCCAUGAAGGCGGCCGAGAAUACCGGCAAUAAUGAUAAAGCAGCCCAGCUGAAGAAGGAUGUGGUCUUACAGCGCCGUCUCAUGGAUGUGGUCGUUUGUGCGACUUUGGAAAUGGGCCAUCCAAUAAUCGUCGAGAAGUUGGGUGAGCAUCCCAUUGCUGUGGCAGCCAUGUAUUCGUUCUUGCUGGACCGACACCAGGCUGCUGACAUCAACGGAACAUUGACCCUAAAUAUACUCAAGUUGCUUUCGCGCUUUGUUACUAUGGACGAAGAUGUGCUACAGAAGACCAAUGUUGCCAAGCUGUUGCCUAGAUUUGUUAAAAAGGGUGGCCCAGCUGUCAGAGACUUGGCGCAGAAGAUCAUGGACAAUGCUGCGGCCUCUACCAGAAGGAAACAGGAUACUGCGAAGCCAGCGGCCAAGGACGGCUCGCCUAGUAAGCAAACAAGCACUGUCACUGCUACGGCUGCCCCCGACGGCGCUCGGGCAGAACUCGCUGGAUCUAAAAGACCUCGCGAUACUGAAAGCAAUGGACAGCCGGCGACGAAGCGAGUAGUCGUAGCGUCUCAUGCCAAGAAUGCUGCGAAGCCCGUUAGCGCUGUGGCACCUGUGCGGCGGCCACAAGAGGCAGGCCCGGAGAACAAGGCAGCGGCAGCGGCAGCGGCAGCGCAGCCCUCUCGUCCGAAGACUAAUAUUGUGGCGCCGAAGCCAACCAAUCUGUUUGGAAGUCUUUCGUCGGCCUCGAAACGACCGGGAACAUCGAAUGCUGAGCGAGCAGCGGCAGCAGCGGCGAAGACCAGCAACCCCUCGGAAAGGAAAGAACCCCAGCCUGCACCUCCGCGGCCAACUUUCUCGUUCGGGGACCUUAUGGCAGACCUGAACAAGCCGAAGGAGACGACUCCUGCUCAGCCGUCCGAACCCAAGUCGCCCGAGACGGAGGAAGAACGGAAGAGGCGCCUUCGUAAGGAGGCUCGACGCCGGCUGCGGGUCACCUGGAAGCCUGACGAGUCGCUAACUGAAGUCCGGCUCUUCACCCAUGACCCUGACGAGGAGCUUGGUCCCGGCGAUCACAUGCAGCGUGAAGCGGGUGAUGUGAAGGGUGAAGGUAGUGUGCUGAAGCUUCACCGUGAUCUCGACGAGGAGGAAGACGAAGAAGGCGGCUUUCGCGAGGAACAGUUGCUCGAAUACCUUCUGCCGUCGGAAAUCGACUUCGAGGACAUGCCUUACGAGGAACGUGGCCGGAACUUCAUCAAGCGUGGUGGCAUUGAAGUUCCGGAAAGUGCGGAGAGGAAGGCUCAAGAGUAUCGUGAGGCAACGACCCUUAUGGUGUUCUAUACUUCGCCUGCGGACGUGCCGUCAACGCCCAAAGAGCCCCCGCCACCCGACAAUGAAGAACCCACAACUGUCGCGGUCUCCUUUGGCGAGGUUCCGGACCAUGUCAAGGCCCGUCAAAACCGAUAUAUCGCAGCGGUCAAACCUCAGCCGCCACCUGCAGCCGCGCCCGCAGCAAGCGCCCAAGCGCCAUUCGAUAUUUCGAAUCUCUUGAAGAUUAUUCAGAGUGCGCCCCAACAACCAAAAUCAACCCCUCCCCCCCAGACUCAGCCGGCAGCCGCGCCCAUCUCGGAUCUCGAACGGACGUUCAGCAUGUUCUGUCAGCCGCAGCCGCAGCCGCAGCCACAGCCAACCUCUCAGCCUCCCAUGUUGCAGAUGCCCCAGUUUCCUGCAGCCCCUCAGCCUGCAACAGGCCAGGCCAUUGAUCUCCAAAAUAUCUUGGCCAUCAUGAAUGCACAAAAGCAGAUGCAGCCGGCGGCUACUGCCCCGCAAGCUCCACCGUCUCAACCCAGCAUUGCGCCCAAUCUCGCUGCCAUUUUCUCCCAGAUCAAUGGCCAGAACCAGCCCACCGCAGGCAACCCGCCUCAACACACUGGGCAUUUUGAGGACCCGGAGCGCAAGCGCCUUCGCGAGUCUGGUGGAUAUGAUGGGACCGAUGAUGACAGGUACAGCUAUCCCAAGCGGAACAGGUAUAAUGAUCUUGGCAAGAAGCACCCCAAGGCAGGGUCUGUACCUUGCCGGUAUUGGCAGAGCGGGAAAUGCCGCAAAGGUGAUGAUUGCACAUAUCGCCACGAUCCGUUGAUUUAA
Molecule: messenger RNA, 3561 nt
Organism: Aspergillus brunneoviolaceus CBS 621.78
Lineage: Eukaryota; Fungi; Ascomycota; Eurotiomycetes; Eurotiales; Aspergillaceae
Exons: 10
Coding region: 1-3561 (1186 amino acids)
Molecular function (GO): metal ion binding
Source: RefSeq, a predicted model, not a curated record